Molecule: messenger RNA, 1515 nt
Organism: Charadrius vociferus (killdeer)
Lineage: Eukaryota; Metazoa; Chordata; Aves; Charadriiformes; Charadriidae
Exons: 12
Biological process (GO): endoplasmic reticulum organization; vesicle-mediated transport; granulocyte colony-stimulating factor signaling pathway
Cellular component (GO): endoplasmic reticulum membrane
Source: RefSeq, a predicted model, not a curated record
AUGGCGACUGCGCUGACGGCCCCGCGCUCUCUCCCCAGUGUGUCCCUCAAGUCGGAGAUCAAGAAGCUGAUCUACACGCACGUGGGCAUCUGGCUGCUGCUGCUGGCCCAGAUGUGUGUGGGGCACCUCAAGCUGCUGCCCCAUGACCAGGUGGCCAUGCCCUACCAGUGGGAGUACCCCUACCUGCUCAGCAUCCUGCCCUCCCUCCUGGGCCUCCUCUCCUUCCCCCGCAACAACAUCAGCUACCUGGUGCUCUCCAUGAUCAGCACCGGCCUCUUCUCCGUGGCUCCCCUCAUCUACGGGGCCAUGGAGAUGUUCCCCAUGGCGCAGCAGCUCUACCGUCAUGGCAAAGCUUACCGCUUCAUCUUCGGCUUCUCGGCCGUCUCUGUCAUGUACCUGGUGGUGGUGGUGGCUGCCCAGGUGCAUGGCUGGCAGCUCUACUACAGCAAGAAGCUGCUGGUCUCCUGGUUCACCAAUGGCCCCGAGCUGUGGUCCUCAGUGCGCUUCCAUGACUACAGCGCCAGCAGCAAGGACCAGAUGGCGAUGGUCCUGAGCACCAGCUGUCCCCUGCACCCUCGGGCCACCCUAUGCUGGAGGGAGGUGGCGGAUGAGACUGCUCCCUGCCAUGACAUCCCCAAUUCCACGGCCAGCGAGGAGGAGCAGGCAUACAUACUGGACAAGGUGGAUGUGCACCCCCAGCUCUGCUUUCGGUUCUCCUACGGAAACAGCAGCCACGUAGAGUGUCCCCACCAGCAAGAGACUGCCUGGAACGUCUCUGUGAGUGCCCGGGGGCUGCAGCUGCGCCUGCACCUCACCUCCAGCAUCCCCGCGGCCUUCAGUGCAGCCCUCUGCCAGCGCCGGGGUGGGCAGUGUGAGCCCAAGGCCCCCCUCUACACCGUCACACAGCCGGAGGGCUCUGCCCCAGGGGAGCUGGAGCUGCUGCUGCCGGUGCAGGUCCUGGGCAGCUGCGUGCUGGUUUGGCGCUCGGAUGUGCGCUUUGCUCGGAAGCAGCUGCUCUGUCCCGAUGUCUCCCGCAGGCACUUUGGGCUGCUGGGGCUGGCACUGGCACUAGGACUGGUGGUGACUGUGCUGCUCUUCAACUGCCGUGGCACCUGGAGACCAUCUGCUGGUGCCCCAGGCAGGCGCCCAGUGCUGCUGCUGUACUCGCCGGACUCGGAGGAGCACCUGGGGCUGGUGUGCGCCCUGGCCGAGCCGCUGCGCGGCGGGGUGCGCCUGCGCCUGGCCCUGCCGCCUGGCACCGGCGAGCCCCGACGCCCUGCACCGUCAGGCAUCCCUGGGGCAGAGGACAGCCAUGAGGGGGGACGGUGGUCACCGGUGGAUGGGGCUGACUCGUCCCAGCCCAACGUCACAGGGCUGCUGCUGCUCUCUGGGCACACGUACGCCUCCUCCCGCUGUGUGGCCGUGGAGGUCUGGGCACCCCUGGCCCCGGACCUGCCUGGGCGAUCCCUGACUGCUCGUGGCCCGCGGCACAAGCUGCUGUCCCCCAGUGCCAAG